Drosophila pseudoobscura is the source of this 1592-nucleotide messenger RNA. RefSeq names its product lactosylceramide 4-alpha-galactosyltransferase-like. The record is from RefSeq and is a predicted model, not a curated record. Gene Ontology annotation, biological process: glycosphingolipid biosynthetic process. Bases 177 to 1331 code for a protein of 384 amino acids. Gene Ontology annotation, molecular function: alpha-1,4-N-acetylgalactosaminyltransferase activity. The transcript has 3 exons. Lineage: Eukaryota; Metazoa; Arthropoda; Insecta; Diptera; Drosophilidae.
CAGGUAAUGUACAUACAUACAUAGGUGUCGUUAUCGCCCUCGGCUUGCAAUUUAUAUUAGCAAAACAUUGUAAAACAGACGUUCCGGAGUUUUCUUUUCUUACCCACCAGAGUGCAUUGGAUUAUGUUGAGAGCAAUGACAGUGUAACCGCGCACUCGGACCCGCCUGCCCUCGCCAUGCUCCUGCGUCUGCCUUUGCUGCUGGUGGCGCGUUAUUUGCACAACGGAAGACUUCGAUUGCUGUUCGUGGCACUGAUUGUUAUGCUGAUAGGUGGCAUUGCCCUCACAUACAAUUGGCAAAAUGAUUUGCAGCAGUGCUUCAUGGACAUCGAAGAGGCAAUACAGUCGACAGUGUCUAAUGCAGAUGCAGAUCCGCUGGCACCCAUCCGCCUAGAGGAUGUUCUGCAGGCGGAGCCCAGGCCCACGCCUGGACGGAGCAUAUUCUUUCACGAAACCAGUUGCCACCAGGCCGAGAACAAAAAGUACAAAUUGCUGGAGCUAACCGCCCGUCAAGCCUGCGCAAUCGAAUCUGCUGCAUUGCAUAAUCCGAAUUUCCAGGUGUUCGUCUUGUUCGCCGGUCCCACCUACCGACCUUCACCCAAGGGGCGAAAUAACAGCAACCAGCAGCCGCUUGUCGAUGCCAUUUUAAGCUAUAGCAAUGUCCAUUUGAGGAAUCUGAAUCUCUGGCGCUACGCUGCGGGCACACCCAUCGAGGAAUGGCUCAAGGACGGUAGUCUGUUUCGUUCGCGAUAUUUGUUUUCCCACAUCUCUGAUUUCCUGCGUUACUUGACACUGUAUCGCUAUGGUGGCCUGUAUCUGGACAUGGAUGUGGUCGUGCUGCAGAAAAUGGAGGAUGUGCCACCCAAUUACACAGGAGCCGAGUCCAAUACUCACCUUGCCGCUGGCGUCAUGAGCUUAGCUGCCACUGGCUUUGGCCAUGAGAUUGCCGAGUCCUGUUUGCGCGACUUUCAACACAAUUUCGCAGGCAAAGAUUGGGGAAACAAUGGCCCAGGCGUGAUAACACGCGUGGCCCAGCAGAUUUGUGGCACCAAGGAUAUCACCCUGAUGCAGGAGGAUAGCAAACGCUGCUUAGGCUUCAAGGUGUAUGGGCGAGGAGCCUUCUACGCUGUGCCGUGGAAGCAGUGGCGGGACUUCUUCGAGCCCGAAAAACUGGAGGAGACCAUGGGCCGCACCAAAGACUCGUAUGUGGUGCAUGUAUGGAACAAGCACUCGAAUCAGCUACCGAUCAAGGUUGGCUCAAACAACGCCUAUGCCAAAUAUGCCGAACAAAAUUGCCCGCGAGCCUAUCGUGCGGCGGGCGAAUACUUCUAGAAGUAUUAUCUAAAAAGUUCUCUUCAUUUAAGUCUUUUGUAUAUGGAUAUUUCCCGCUGAAGUCCAAAGAAUUAUCGCCCAGCGAGUCAUCGUUUAUAGGUUUUAUGUGUUGCUAAUUUUUUUAUUUCUUACUAUGUCUACUUAUUAUUAUGUUGGCAAACCACGCAUUCCGAUAUAACAAACAAACACAUACAUGUUGUGUGUAUGGUAUGAUUGUAAAGAACGGCUAUGGCUAUUCAGAUACAUACUAACUCACAUUUA